AUGUUAGCAGUUGAAGAUAUCCAUAUCCACGAUGUUCUCAUUGUGGGUGGAGGUCCUUGCGGUCUCGCUGUCGCUGCACGUCUUUGUGAAAGCACCCCUUCAUCACUCUUCACAGACUCCGAACACCAACGCUAUCACUGGAUGAAAGCAUCUUCAGCGCGUCAAACCUCCAAAUCUUUCAAAACAAGUCGACGUUCCCUCACAGCCAGCGAUCGAUUAGUACAAGGUGCAUCUUGUUGCAGUGGUCUCGAUAUCGCUGUGCUAGAUGCACACGGCGGCGAGUGGAUGAGUGCUUGGAAUGAGCGAUUCAAGAAGUUAGAGAUUAAAUACUUGAGAAGUCCGAUGUUCUUUCAUCCGGAUCCCAGAGAUAGAGAUGGGUUGAGGGGCUAUGCGUGGAAGGAGGGGAGGGAUCAUGAACUAAAGGAGAUUCAUGGGGUUAUUGGCAAGGAGCUGAGUAAACAUCAGAGAAAACAGAAGAUGAAGAAAAGUGGUAAAAGCAAGCAGGAAACCACAUUUCUGGAUGAGCGAGAUCGACCAGAUUAUUUCAGACCAAGCACCGCACUCUUUAAGAGCUUCUGUGAAGAUAUUGCCACUCGUUAUGAUCUGGCCGAUAUUGUGGAAAAGUCCGAAGUUAAUUCGAUCGAUUAUAAACCCAACGAAUGUCCAGAUUGUCCAGGUGAAUUCACACUGCAAACAUCCACCGGUAUCAAACGAGCACGCAUUGUUGUCUUUGCAGCAGGUGCUGCUCUAAACCCAGCUUUGCCAUCCGAUUGUCCAUUUUCAGAUGAAGGAAGCAUAACACACGCCCUCAUUCCCUCUUAUCUCAGCUCGAACGAUAAACUUCUUCCCCCACAUAUGGUGCAAAAGAUCUCGCGCAAGCAACGAACGAACCUUCUCGUUGUAGGUGGUGGUCUUACUAGUGCCCAAAUUGCAGAUGCAGCUCUCAAACGCGGUGUCACAAAAGUAUACCAGAUAAUGCGUGGACCUCUCAAAGUAAAGGAUUUUGACAUGGAACUUGGAUGGGUCGCCAAAUUCAAGAAUCACUUUCUUGCUCGUUACUGGAGUGCAGACUCGGACGAGGAGAGAUUGGAAAUGUAUAAAGAAGCGAGAAAUGGUGGAAGUGUCAACUCGGAAUAUCAUCAUAUUCUAAAGACGCAUAUCUCAAAAGGUGGAGUGUCACUUCAUGAGUAUAUAAACAUUACUUCCGCCUCAUGGAAUACGGGUUCACAAUCGUGGGAAGUAGAGACUUCUCCUGAGUUGUUGAAUCUACCCGCAUUUGAUCAUGUUAUAUAUGCAACCGGGUUUGAUAUCAACUUUGAGAAAAUUGAAGCAGUCCAACCGCUGAUUAAGAAAUAUGGCAUUGAAACCGUUGGAGGAUUCCCACGUUUGACACAUGAUCUUAGUUGGAGCGACGAGGUACCAUUCUUUGUAACCGGAAGAUUGGCAAGCUUGAGAAUGGGUCCAGCUUCACCAAAUCUUGAAGGAGCAAGAAUGGGCGCCGAGAGAAUUGCUUGGAAAGUAGGAGAGCUCCUAGGACGUGGAGAACCGGACACCAAGGGCGAAAGACGUGACAGUGGAUAUAGUAGCAUUGAUGGUAGAACCGAAGGCGUCGAUUUUAGAAGAUUGGGCUUGGGUAUCGAAAACCAAUUUGAUGUUCUAGAUCUGGGAGGAAGUACUUCUGAUAGUGACGAUUGA
Molecule: messenger RNA, 1695 nt
Organism: Botrytis byssoidea
Lineage: Eukaryota; Fungi; Ascomycota; Leotiomycetes; Helotiales; Sclerotiniaceae
Exons: 3
Coding region: 1-1695 (564 amino acids)
Source: RefSeq, a predicted model, not a curated record